Molecule: messenger RNA, 4328 nt
Organism: Symphalangus syndactylus (siamang)
Lineage: Eukaryota; Metazoa; Chordata; Mammalia; Primates; Hylobatidae
Product: putative charged multivesicular body protein 4B-like protein CHMP4BP1
Biological process (GO): vesicle budding from membrane; late endosome to vacuole transport via multivesicular body sorting pathway
Cellular component (GO): multivesicular body; ESCRT III complex; cytoplasmic side of plasma membrane
Source: RefSeq, a predicted model, not a curated record
GCUGGGUGCUCGGUCCGCCUCAGCGGUGGGGAGCGAGCCAGGCCUCCCGCCACCGCUGCCGCCGCCACCACCGCAUCGGGCUGGUGCAGCCCCGGGCCAGGCCGCGGCCGGGGCAGGAGCGCAGGUGCUUGAUCUGUUGCCUAGGCUGGAGAACAGUGGUGCUAACAAGGCUCACUGCAGCUGAACCUCCUAGGCUCAAGUGAUCUUCUUACCUCAACCUCAGCCGUCUAAGUAGCUGGGACCACAGAGUCUCUCCUCUGUUGCCCUGGCUGGAGUGGAGUGGUGUGAUCUUGACUCAGUGCAUCUUCUACCUUCUGGGCUCAAGCGAUUCUCCAGCCUCAGCCUCCCGAGUAGCUGGGAUUACAGGCAUGUGCCACCAUGCCCAGCUAGUUUUUUGUAUUUUUAGUAGAGAUGGGGUUUUGCCAUGUUGGCCAGGCUGGUCUUGAAUUCCUGGCCUCAAGUGAUCUGCCUGCCUCGGCCUCCCAAAGUGCUGAGAUUAUAGGCGUGAGCCACUGCGCCCGGCUGAGGUAAAUAUUCUUGGCCAUUUUUUCUUGCAGAAAAUUGAUUCUUCAUUAAACAGCUUGUCUAGCUAUUAAGUGUUGAAGCUGGAAUUCAAAUCCAGCCAGUCUUACAGAGGAACUUCACUACACAAAACACUUUCUUGUUAUAGUAAAGAAUACUUUGAAGUAAAAAAGAAAUUAGGAACAGCUUAGUGGAACACUAAUGUCACAAAGAGACCAUUAUCUUUUAUUUGCUUUAGCUUCCCAUGAUUUACUAGAUUGAAUGAGACUGCUGUGACUGAAGCAGUAAUGUUAAAGUUAACCAAUGCUGUCAGUCACAGUGGCUUGCACCUAUAAUCCCAGCUACUUGUGAGGCUGAGGUGGGAGGAUCUUUUAACCCCAGUAUUUCAAGACCAGCCUUAGCAAGUCCCCCCCCCUUUUUUUUUUAAAAGUUAACCAAUGCUAAUUUAAAUAAAGUAAGUAUAUUUUAAAGAAAGCCAGAGUUGGCUUCUAAUUAUCUCUUCUACUACUUAGACUUAGUUCAGGAAGAGUUUAGCUUCUUUUUGGGACAGAAUUUUUAUGUUCUUCCUUUAUCCCUAAAAAUUAUAUUCAGCACGAAGGCAAAAGUUGUAACUGUAUAGCUGGACAGGAAGUAUAAUUUAGUGAAGGAGUAGAGGGGUAGACAGUGGGUAGGUUUUGCUGUUCUUUUUUUUUUUUUUUUUUUUUUUUGAGACAGUCUCGCUCUGUCGCCCAGGUUGGAGUACAGUGGCUCGAUCUUGGCUCACUGCAACCUCCGCCUCCCAGGUUCAAGCAAUUAUCCUGCCUCAGCCUCCCGAGUAGCUGGAAUUACAGGUGCCUGCCACCACACCCGGCUAAUUUUUUUUGUAUUUUUAGUAGAGAUAGGGUUUCACCGUAUAUUGCCCAGGCUGAUCUUGAACUCCUGACCUUGUGAUCCACCUGCCUUCGGCUCCCAAAGUGCUGGGAAUACAGGCAUCAGCCACUGCACCCGGCCACUGUUCUUGAUUUUUAAAAGAAAAACUUCCCCAUAAUUUAUACAAAAUUAUAGUAAUGGAAACAGUCUUCCCCUGCCUACCAUAGAAAGCAAUUUUUAAUUUAAAAUUUUGACUAGAAUAUUCUGAUUCUUUAAUGUGAAUUACUUUUGAACCUUAGCCAUUUGUCUUCUAAAAAAAUAUAUUUUAUUCCCCAACAUGCAGAUAUUUGUUCUGUUCUAAGGAGCUUCAGACUGUACCUGAUUAUCUCCAGUACAUAAAUCAGUUUUAAUUUGUUUUAAAACAGUAGUUUAGGGGAGUAAAUUAGAAUCUACAAUUGUAGGAAGACCCACCCGAAUCUUACUAUGUAAAUGUACUUUCCCCUUGACUGGGGUCAUUUUGGCUGCUCUUUACAGUACACGUGGCUGGCAGAGAAGGGAAGAUGGAGCCGCCAUUUUGAACCUGAUUGGCACAACUGCCAGCAUAUAUGUCUGCAGCUCUAUUUUAUAGGCUGCUGUUUGUUAGGAAAAUGAUUUGGGGCUGCAUUUCAUUAAAAGGGAAACCUUACCGAGGACUCCCGUACCCUAUCUGCCCAAGUAAUUUCUUUUUAACUCCUAUGUCAGUAUUAACAUAGAAUAGUUCAAAUGUUGCAGUCAGAUUGCUGGGGUUCACAUCCUGGUUCUGCCAUUUACUAUUUGGUGCCCUAAGUUAACACCUUACUAGCCUCUCAGUGCCCCAGUUUUCUCAUCUGUAAUAUUUAGACAAUAAUAUUACCCACCUAUUAGGGUUGUUAGGAAGAUUUAGUUUAAAAUACAUAUUAAAUGCCUAGCAUAUGUAAGUGCACAGAGCAUGUUAACUUUCCUCUCUUUACCAGCAAAAACGAUUAUGUGAUUUAGAUAUGGUAGUGAUAGCCUCUAUUGGAAAUUUUAUAGGAUUAGGUAAUUUUAGAUUGUUUUUCUUUUUAGAACCUCAAAGAACACUUGGUAUCAUUAUAUGAAAUGCUAAAAUGUAUAUCUAUGUGUAUGUGCAAAUAUUUUCAUAAAAGUCUUUGAAAAACCCUCUACUUCUUCCCAAGAAAGGAUCUCGCUAAAGAUUAUUUGAUAAAAAAAGAAAUCUUGGAGCACAGCCAAAAAACCGGGAAUGAAAAUAUACUGUUUUCACGCCCAGAAACUGUGUCUGUAUAAUCAGAAUUGUAUGUCUUAGGAUGUUAGAGAAGCUUUCUUUGUUCCAUACAAAACAAACACUGACAGUCCACUUCUUGGACUUGAGAAAUGUUGAAAGUUUCUUUACAAAUGGAUGUCUAGGGCAGGACUGGCAGGAGGAAAUAAUUCUUUUCCCAGAACACUUUUUUUGCUUCCAGUAAGUGGAGGAACAUUGUUGAAACUUCCCUCACCACGCCCUCUGCUGAUUAUUUGUGAAACUCAGGUGAGUUAAAUGUGUAGCGCAAGCUUGUCCAACCUGCAGCUUGUGGCUUUGAAUACGGCCCAACACAAAUUUGUAAACUUUCUUAAAACACUGUGAGAUUUUUUUUGUGUGUGAUUUUUUUUAAGCUCAUCAAAUAUCGUUAGUGUAUUUUAUGUGUGGCCCAAGACAGUUCUUCUUUCAGUGUGGCCCAGGGAAGCCAAAAGAUUGGACACCCCUGGUGUAGUGGUUCCUCCCGCUUCUCCCAUACUUGACCCUUACUUGAACUAGGAUUAUUUCUCUUUUUUUACCCUCCUGGAUGAGUGGAGGAAGUCCUUGAAAUCUAUUUUACUGCUACUGUUAUUACUACUUUCUAAAAUGGAAACAUACACAGAAGUAGAGUCAGUGAGCCCUUAUGUUUGUACCAGUUUUAUCCCACCCCUACAUUUGACCUACUUGUUCUUGUCCUCAUCUUUAAAAAAAGCGAAUUUGGCAGGACGGAGGCGGAGGAGGGCGGGCGCCGGAGCCAGCCCAAGCCCAGCGGGAGCCCAGCUGGAGCGGGCGUUGAAGGCUGGCGCGGCGAGCGCUGUUCGGGGCUGGAGGGGGUAGGCCGGCAAGGGCGGCCCGACCCUCCAGGAGGCCAUCCAGCGGCUGCGGGACACGGAGGAGAUGUUAAGCGAGAAGCAGGAGUUCCUGGAGAAGAAAAUCGAGCAGAAGCACGGCACCAAAAACAAGCGCGCGGCCCUCCAGGCACUGAAGCGUAAGAAGAGGUAUGCGAAGCAGCUGGCGCAGAUCGACGGCACAUUAUCAACCAUCGAGUUCCAGCGGCAGGCCCUGGAGAAUGCCAACACCAACACCGAGGUGCUCAAGAACAUGGGCUCUGCCGCCAAGGCAAAGAAGGCGGCCCGCGACAACGUGGACAUCGAUAAAGUUGAUGAGUUAAUGCAGGACAUUGCUGACCAGCAAGAACUUGCGGAGGAGAUUUCAACAGCAAUUUCGAAACCUGUAGGGUUUGGAGAAAAGUCUGACGAGGAUGAGCUCAUGGCGGAAUUAGAAGAACUAGAACAGGAGGAACUAGACAAGAAUUUGCUGGAAAUCAGUGGCCCCGAAACAGUCCCUCUACUAAAUGUUCCCUCUAUAGCCCUACCAUCAAAACCUGCCAAGAAGAGGAAGACGACGACAUGAAGGAUUUGGAGAACUGGGCUGGGUCCAGCGCGGGCAGGAUGGAUGUGGUGCAGGCAGGUUCCAUCGCUCUCGACUCUCACUCCAAAGCAGUAGGGCCGCAUUGCUCACUCUCUGCAUAGCAUGGUCUGCACCUGGUGAGACGGGCGGGGGCGGGUGAAGGGGGUUGGGGAGGGCUGUGGGUGAGAAGUGCCUGCUGUUUAUAAUGUUGAAUUUCUGUAAAAUAAACUGUGUUUGCAAAUCCAAAAAAAGCAAA